Molecule: messenger RNA, 781 nt
Organism: Cuscuta epithymum
Lineage: Eukaryota; Viridiplantae; Streptophyta; Magnoliopsida; Solanales; Convolvulaceae
Source: the annotation of a GenBank genome assembly
GCAUCGAUCACCAAAGCAAAUAAAGCAAGAGAUCGAUCGAACCAAUAUUUGUUCUCACAGCCAUUUAAUUCAUGGCAUACGUAUCACGGAGAGUUUCUGGUAUCCUGUGUGCAAUUCUUUGUGUAAUGGGAGUUGCAGGAAUAUGUCUUGGGAUGGCCGGAGGUUUUAUCUCUUGGUUAUCUGAGGACGACUCGUCCAUGCGGUCCAAAUGUAGAGCCAUAUUCCCUUGUGUGAUUUCAGGGACGAUUCUGGUUGCGGUUGCUGGUUUUAUAUCCAUUAUUGCAUAUUUUUAUUGUUGUAAGGACUUCACGCGACGAGCCAAUGUUUUCCUAUGCAUUGCAUAUGCGGUAGGAUUUGGGCUGGUGGUAGUAAUGUUUUCGAAAAGCUCACAGCUAUCGGGCAUCAUCAAUGUUGGAGCUAUAAUUGUGGCAGGGAUCUGUCUCCUUUGGGCUACAGUGUAUAUUUGCAGGUCAACCAGUUUCUCCACUAUCGCCAAUAAUUUUGCAUCUCGCUUUACCGGGAUUUAGAUCGUCGAUUUCAAGCUCCCACUAGAAAAACCAAGAUUCGGCCCUGCUCCCAUCCCCGCCGUUUGUAUGGUAUUCCACACCAAGGAGUGAAAUUUAAUGAGAUGCUAAUAUUAUAUGAUAUGGAGUACUAAAUACUAAUUUGUUCCUAUAUACGGAGUAUUUCGUUAAAAUGUGUCUGGUGUUUGUUUGAAUUAUUUCUCUUUCAUGCUCUACUCACCCUCUUAGUAAUAAUUAGUUAUGGUAAUAUAUGAGGC